Salvelinus sp. IW2-2015 is the source of this 4743-nucleotide messenger RNA. RefSeq names its product gap junction alpha-9 protein-like. Gene Ontology annotation, molecular function: gap junction channel activity. The record is from RefSeq and is a predicted model, not a curated record. Gene Ontology annotation, cellular component: connexin complex. Gene Ontology annotation, biological process: cell-cell signaling. NCBI's taxonomy places the organism in Eukaryota, Metazoa, Chordata, Actinopteri, Salmoniformes, Salmonidae.
UUCAGCUCAUGAAACAUUCUGUUCAGUAUAGUUAUAUUUGUAAAUUUAGUGUACAGGAAUUUGAUUAUUAGUAAUAGAAUAUAAACCUUUAAUCUAGUACUCGCGCCCAUCCCUAAUAGACAUCAAUUGCACAUCACACAGAUUGGCCAACUCCUAUUGGUGUUAGUCUACUUGUUGAUAGACAAAAUUACAGACCCAUGUAACUGCACUGUGCAUUGACCAAAGUCGAUUAUCAAAAUCUCAUCGACAUCCAUUCCUUUGGAAAUAAUGAUAGUAUGAUCUGGUUAAAGGAAAACCACAAAGAAAGUUGUGUUUUCUGACCAUGACAUGAGACUAUAUGUAGGCUAACACAUACAAUGAUCAGAACUGCAUUUCAUUUUGUAACUGCUUUAUAAACACGUUUGUAACUGUUUUCAGGUCGAGUUACAGGACCCAGGAUUAUGCCAACUCCUGGACAACAAAAAAAAACAGAUCAAGUUUUGAAUAUACCCUUAACAUCUGUGGUAAUCAGGUUUAGGCUCAAUUUGAAUUGAGGCAGUCAAUUUAGAAGUAAACUGAAAUUCCAAUUCAAUGAUUGAAAAAGGGAAUCUAUUUUCCACUACUUCUCAAUAAACUGAACAGGAGAAGCUAUUUAUGUCAAAAGUUGUCAAAUGUUCUGAUUUUAAAUUCAAUUCACUUCCUGAAUUGACUGACUUCAAUUGCAACAAGCCAGAGUAAUCGAUUUCUUGUAAAUUAAUACAAAUAUUGUGUCAACUGCCAGAGACAACUUAAUUACAGAGGGGAAGCACCAGAGUAUGAAAUCGGACAUGACCCAUUGAUUGCAUUACAAGAGUAAAAAAACUAUAGAUCUGAAAGAGUUGUAGCACAGUCCCAUAGCGUUAUGUUGUUUGGGGGGGGAUACCAGAACCAGUAACUGAUUUCAAAAGAAACUCCCAUCACAUUGCCUAUAUAUACCAUGAUCAAACAUCAGAUGAACUGCACCAAACAUCUCUCACGGGGGCUAUGGCGUCUCCAACAACCUAUAGAAUCUACAGACGGUAGACAAGAGUGAACCUAAUAAGUAGGCCAUCUGUCCAGUACAACACCUUUCCAUGCUUCACUCUUAUAUUCCUGGCUAUACAUUCAAGCCAUACUGCACUGUUCAAAUUUAAGUUCAGCUAGUCCUUUAGGAAAAGCCAAAUAUCUUUUUAACCAAGUAAUUCCACUGUUUCUUUUUAAUUAAGGACAUUAUUUAACUAACCUAGAACCCUGAAUCAAUAAAUGGCAAGCAUGAAUAGGCUGAAACAAUUGCUGUGUGGCUAUGAUUUAUCUUGUACUGUAUUGGUAGAACUCUGAUUAUUGAUUUUAACUCGCUGACCAGAAUCUGGCACUGGCAGCUGUCUCAACUGUUCAGUCAUACGUGGUGUAUUGUCGGCACUGGCAACCCUGGUAAAAUUUGGGUCACAGAAGUUCAGGUGAUGCGCAUCGACAGAUGUGGAGGGGGCACAACAUUUUUUUUUCUUUUUUUAAAAGCUCUUUGGUGGCCUCAUCGCGGCUGGAUGACCCGUGGGGGUUCAAAUCACCAGCAGUCUGUCCAUGCUGCUGCAAGGUAAAUGGAAAUGACUCUCUCAUUGAUUUCUCUCAUUGUUUAUAAGUUAAAUCACCGAGGGGAAUGGCUUUAUUUUUGGCAAAACAGGACUACUGAAAGGAGCAAGAGAGGCAAAUAAUAAACAUGAUAAUCGAUGGCUUGCUUAUUCGUACAUUUUGAUAUCUACUUUACAAAUAUGUGAUGCUCCAUAUUCAUGAUACAUUUACAUCUGUCUUCGAUGUACAUUUCUUUUUUUCCCCCUGAUAAAGGUAUGUUUCAAUUCAUUAUUUAUAUGUCAAUGACUUAACCAAGUUUAGUUUUAAAUUGUAUUUAUUGAUAUGAAAGGACUGAUGCAUUAUUUUAAUUGGUAAAGCAACCUUUGUGGGAUUAAAAUAGUCUCUGGAAUAAUAUAUUUUUCAUAGAGUAUUUGUUAAUGAAAGAGAUUUUAAAACAAACUGCAUAGAAAAUAACAUUUACAUGUCAUUUUUUACGAUAUUUUUGAAGAUGCUAGUGUAAGAAAGUGCAGUUGCUAAUUGUUACACACCAAAUUGUGGCUUGAAAGUUAGCUGAAUGGUUUAUAUAUAGAUAUUAAUAUGAAUAAAUGUUGUAUUUCACACAAAAAAACAAUGCUUUUGCUCAUUAUUGGGGAGGAAUACCCCUUUAUGUCCAAUUAGAAUUUCUGAGUAAUAUUUCUGUCCAUUGAGGGGCCUUGGGCUCAAUACCCAUCCAAAAAGGCAAAAGUUCCAUAUAGCCUCUUUAAAUGACAAAAUUGCCUCGAUCCUCUCUCUGCCUCCUACUCAGACACAACGAUGCCCGUGUAAAGAUGGGUGAUUGGAAUUUCCUAGGGGGGAUAUUGGAGGAGGUGCAUAUCCACUCCACUAUGGUGGGAAAGAUCUGGCUCACCAUCCUAUUCAUCUUCCGCAUGCUGGUGUUGGGUGUGGCGGCCGAGGACGUGUGGAACGAUGAGCAGGCCGACUUCAUCUGCAACACGGAGCAGCCCGGGUGCCGGAACGUCUGCUACGACCUGGCUUUCCCCAUCUCCCUCAUCCGCUUCUGGGUCCUUCAGGUCAUCUUUGUCUCAUCGCCCUCGCUGGUGUACAUGGGCCAUGCUCUCUACCGCCUCCGAGCCCUGGAGAAGGAGCGGCAGAAAAAGAAGGUCCUGCUGCGUCGCGAGCUAGAGCUGGUGGACGUGGASAUGGUGGCGGCUCGGAAAACGAUUGAGCGAGAGGUGAGGCAGCUGGAGCAAGGYAAGCUCAACAAGGCUCCGCUGUCGGGGUCCCUGCUGCGCACCUACGUGGCCCACAUCAUUACCCGCUCCGCCGUGGAGGUAGGCUUUAUAACGGGCCAGUACAUCCUCUAUGGCUUCCAGCUCUCCCCUCUCUUCAAGUGCGAGCGUGAGCCUUGCCCCAACGCGGUGGACUGCUUCGUYUCCCGGCCYACAGAGAAGAGUGUCUUCAUGGUCUUUAUGCAAUGCAUCGCUGUAGUCUCCCUCUUCCUAAACAUCUUGGAGAUCAUGCACCUGGGCUACAAGAAGGUCAAGAAGGGCAUCCUGGACUACUAUCCACACCUGCAAGACGAGCUUGACGACUUCUACUCAAGCAAAGCCAAGAAAGACUCUGUGGUGCAUCAGACAGGCAUUGCUUCCUCCGGCUGCAAGCCCACCAUGGCCUCCGCGCCCAGUGGCUACAACCUCCUACUGGAGCGGGCCCAGGASGGUCACACCUACCCYYCCCUUAUCAACCCMUCUGCCUUCCUCCCUGUUCAGGGYGAACUGGCUGGUAAACRGAGYGYGGAAGAACUCAAARAUGCUGCACAUARCCYGACGGAGCACAACUCCAACUCCAAUAACACCAGCAGUGACAGCCGCUCACCGCCCUGCGACUCAGUGACCCCGCCAAAGCAGGAGGAGCCAGAGGAGUCUGCACACCUUCCCCCUCACAGCGAGGAAGAGAAGAGGGGGAGCCCAGACUCUCCCAGGCGCCCAAGGGACGCAUCUCACGCCUCCUCCUGCCCGACAUUGCUAGUAGGCGCCGGAAGGAAAACAUGGAGGGUCAACGCUCCCUCAAAUUGUUCCACAGUGGUGGAGGGCAAAAGCUCAGACACAGAUUCUUAUGGGGGUGCUAAGGCCAGUGGUGGGUACCAAGCCCGGACUGCAUCGAAAUCAGAACCCAAAAUGCGUCCCUCCACCCCAGACUCACUGGGGGACUCAAGUUCAGGGUCACAGCACAGUCCGAGACCACCCUCUUCCAAUCGCCGACCAUCAUCCACAAGCAACGCAAGUAGUAGGCGAGCCCCUACAGACCUACAAGUCUGAAUGCUAAGAGUAAAACCUUAUCUUUUGUCCCUCAUCAGACAAAAAAAAUACUUUAUUUCAAACACAGGGAUCAGAAGAACAUGACACGAGUUGUGACAUUGUGCGAACUGCUUCGGAGGGAGAUCUGUUGCAGUAGUCUAGCAAAAUGUAUAGAUGUGUUUUAUAAGAUGUCUCCUCUCUUUCUGUUUAUUGCUUACUGUACUGUUGAUCUCUAUGUGGUAGUUUAUUUUUGUAUUCACCAGCUUCAAAGCCUCUGUCAUACUUUGUGAUGACGUAAGACACAGUAGAUCAAACAUUGGGUGUGGGGACUAGCUAUUGGGAAUAUUGACCUGCUUUUAAAAGUGUUGUGGCUAAGAGAGAAAAACACUGGAACAGUACAGAUCACACAGCAGUGACACCGUUAAAUGCUUUUUGUAGGUUUCAGUUCAUUUUAAACACCAUUGUUUAGAGAGAAACCAUGAAAAUAUGUCCCCAUGGCAGCCCAAUUCAGAAUUUUUGCUUCCUUAAUUGGUCUUUUGACCAAUCAGAUCAGCUCUGAAAAAUAUCCGAUCUGAUUGAUCAAAAGACCAAUUAGUGGAAAAAGAUCAGAAUUGGGCUGCCUGUCUAAACGCAGCCAAAGUAGCUUAUUGACCACUGAAAAUAGAGUAUGUAGACUAAAUGAUGUAUUUGUAUAUUGCAUGAAAGAAUGACAUAAUUUCAUAUUUAUAAAAGCGUAUAUCUUGCAUUAACUACUGUAUGUCCAUACUAUCGUCGUAAAACCAUGUAUGACGGUUACAAAUGGCCCUCCACGUUCUUUUAGGCACAGCUUUUCUGUUAAGGGUUGUGGGGUAUUUCAGUUUCUUAUGCAUUUCAAGUAACGCCA